GACUGCACCAUUUGAUGCGAAAAAAGGGGUGUUGAAGACGGAAGGUUUCUUUUAAUCCAUUAAAAUAUUCCCAGGAAAUUCAUAUAAUCCGUGUCAUUAUAAAUAUUAAUGUUUCAGAGCAAUUAUUACAUGUGGAUAGCGACAAAAGAAGGAUUACUCAUGCAUAAAAUGUAAAGUUGCAACUGGCGAUAACGACCUUUGGUUUACGGUCAAUGUAUUUACCUAUGUUAAUGUUUAAAUCCAUUUCGCCUCCCCGCUGUCCUCCGAAGAAAUUGCAUUUUGUUUAGUUUUAUUGGAGAUUUUCAGUUAAACGACGACGAAAUGGCCCUCAAAUCAAAGGCGCUGCGUUUCAAGUCCAAGUUUAUUACUGCCGAGCUGGCUCGUCUGUUCAGCCAGUCGGACAGCGAGGAGGAGUUUGAAGGCUUCGAUGAGGACGAUGCAAGAGUGGACAGAAGACAUGUUAACAUGCAAUACAAGACGAAGAUGUUGGACCCAGAGGAUGGCAGUGAUACGGACACAGGCUUCUACUCUGAUGGUGAGGAGACGACAGCGCCUAGGAGAGGAAGUCUCCUAGUAGCUCUCCGAUUUCCAGUCAAACAGUCACCCACCCCCAAAAAGGAGCCACAAGCAAAAAGCAUCGAAAAGCCGGUUAAAGAAACCGUGGCACAGAGGGUGAGGGAGAGGAUGAAGAAGCAGGAGGAUAAACUAAGACAACCGAAGACAGAGAAGGCGACGGGAGAAGAUGAGGCUGUGUGCCGAAGCCUAAGCAAGCGGGACAAAAACAUCCAGGAGAACAAAGCCAUGCUGGCCAAGCUGUUUGCUGAUCUCACCACUAUGGCAGACCUAACUUUGCCCGACACCCCUCAAAAAAAGAAACGCUCUCCGAUGAAAGCGACGCCACGCAAACGGAAAUUGGAACAACACAGCGGGUCUGAAAGGAGGAACCCGUCUCGUAAAGCUCGCCCUCCUGAGAACUUUGCCGUGGACCAAGUGUGUGAGCCGUUGCCCCGCAGUGGCCCAAAGGCGAUAAACCUCAGGAGACUCGUAGAGGUGGAUGAGGAAAGUGCUGGCAACAGGCCAGGAAAGAAGCGGAGGAGCCAUCGACGCAGUCAGUACGAGUUCAAGUCGGUGGAUGACAUCACCGAAGAUGACUUGGAGAACAUUGCGUCCCGCAGCAAAGACAAGAUCUGGGACAAGGACAAUGGAAGCUCAUGCCACCAGUGCCGACAGAAAACCCUCGACACAAAGACCGUGUGCCGCAGUGGGUUCUGUUCUGCGGGCAAAGGCCAGUUUUGUGGGCCGUGCCUCAAGAACCGCUAUGGCGAGGAUGUGCGCACCGUUUUGCUGGACCCGACAUGGUCCUGUCCGAUCUGCAGAGGAAUGUGUAACUGCAGCCUGUGUCGGAGGAAAGAGGGGCGCUGCGCGACUGGCAUUUUGGUCGGGCUGGCCCGCUACAAUGGCCACGACAACGUCCACGAGUAUCUGGAGAGAAUUCAGAAGGAGCUCCAGUAAAGUCCACGGAGACUCCUCCUCAUACAGAUGAUACACUGCACAGUACUGUAGAACUUUUUGAUAAAUGUUUAUUUUUUUUUUAGGCAGGCGCUUUUAUCAAACUACCGUAGAGUGCCGUUGUUAUCCUACUGUGCCACAAAUGCUAAUAGCAUUAGUACUGUACUUUUAUUUUGAUUUUUUUACCUUGCAUUUUUUUUGUUUGUUUUCCUUGAAGUGUUUUUACAAAACACACAACUUUUUUUUUUUUUUUUUUACCACUGUGUACAGUUGUGCCUCAACUUUAAUUUCUUGCAUGACCAAACUACCGGUACUCAAAUCAUCAUUUCCCAUAAAACACCUAAAAAACAGAAAAAAAUAGCACUUUACAAAACUACUUUAUAACAACAUCAAUAAUAAUUCAAAAUAAUGUAAAGAAAAAAAGUGUGCAUCCUGAUUAAAUCAGCGUCUGGCUUCUGGUCUGUGUAUUCUGGCCACCACUGGGCAGUACAAUGACUUAACACUGACAACAAAAUAGACAAGAAACAAUCAAAAGUACUCGGUUAGUUGCUCGUAUUAGUUGGUUUUCAGAGCAGAUAAGGAAUAUAUGUUGAAAGUGUUGUUGUCAGUCUACAUGUUUUGCUGCACUGUGUUCAGACAUCUGUUGCUUGAGUGUCGUUAACAUUGCGACACCAAUGAUUUCAAUAGCCAGUCUUCCGAAGGCAAAGUUAUGUAGUUGUUCGCAGUCUUUCAAGUUUGUGCUCACAAGUCCAAGCAUAAAGUCUUCCGGCCUAAUGCUUGUAUCUCGAAAAACCGGUGAGUCAGGUCACUUGUAUGUCAAGGUAACAUCGCAUUAGAAUUCUUGUCAUUUUACGAUAUCUAGUUCUAAUAAAGACUGUCUUUUGUUUGCA
Messenger RNA from Hippocampus comes (tiger tail seahorse), 2399 nucleotides. RefSeq names its product cell division cycle associated 7b (gene cdca7b). The record is from RefSeq and is a predicted model, not a curated record. Gene Ontology annotation, cellular component: nucleus. The transcript is spliced from 10 exons. Bases 322 to 1512 code for a protein of 396 amino acids. Gene Ontology annotation, biological process: regulation of DNA-templated transcription. Lineage: Eukaryota; Metazoa; Chordata; Actinopteri; Syngnathiformes; Syngnathidae.